Messenger RNA from Manis javanica (Malayan pangolin), 902 nucleotides. RefSeq names its product alpha-S2-casein-like. The record is from RefSeq and is a predicted model, not a curated record. NCBI's taxonomy places the organism in Eukaryota, Metazoa, Chordata, Mammalia, Pholidota, Manidae. Gene Ontology annotation, cellular component: extracellular region. Gene Ontology annotation, molecular function: protein homodimerization activity; zymogen binding.
UACCAUGCCCCUUUUUACACAUUCUCUUACUUUUUCCAUCAGGUGUUUUCAUCUGGAAAGUUUAAUUAAUCAAAUGAGGUUUUCCAUUCUGAAGCUUGUCUACAUAUGUGAACACUGUUAUUUUGAACUUUAGGUUAAAAACUCCUUUUCUUUGUGAAUUUAGCAUCAUUUAGAUUUUUCUCUAAAUAAAGUUUUAAUUCAUUUGGUUGGUCCAGGUAUGCUCUGGCCCUUAUAGAAGAUGCAAUUCUGGUAUAAAUACUAAUAUAUUUAUUUCCUUCCAGUACAAAAUGAACCAGUUUUACCAGGACUUGAGUUCUCCCCAAUAUCUUCACAGUUAUAAUCUGCGUCAGAAAGUUAGGUACCCCUGGAAUCACAUUAAGACAAAUGAAUAUCAUCUGCUUCCCCUUCAGGGAAAAGAGUACCACUCCUCCAGCGAGGAAUCUACCAGAAUCUCCCAGGAAGAAUCCACUCAAGUAGUCCCAGAGAAAACUGAGCUGACUGAUGAAGAAAAGACUUACCUGAAACAGCUGGUGAAAAUCAACCAGUUUUAUCAGAAGUCCACCUUCCCCCAGUAUCCCCAGGCUCUUCAUCCACAGCAGGUAGCUGUGAAUGGCGUUCAGGAAAACACCUACCCGAUUAUUCCAAGUUUGAUUUGAGUGGAAAAAUCAUUUCUACAUAGGUUUCUAACCUACCAUAGAACGUCACAUUAAAUACAUUUUGACAUGCUUGCUGAAAAGGCAACAAUAAGAAGCCAAAAGGAGAUUGUGAGGGACAUUUUCUGUAUCGUUUGAACUCUUCCUUUCAGAUCAUGCUGGAUAUACCAGAUCUGGACUGUGCUAUCAUAUUCACCAUCUUAAUGAUUAACUGAAGUCUUUUCAGCACUUUUUCUGAGAUAUAAAACC